UGUGGAUGGCUGAAGACAGACAGACAGCGGUGGAGAGAGACAGAAGGAGACAGACAGACGCUCUUCUGGAGCGAGUGCACAACGUCCUCAACAACAUCCAGCUGAAGAAAGUGCAGAAGGAGCUGGACUGCGCAGUGACGCCCACAUCAGACUCCUCUCUGACUCUCGGGUCCAAAACAAGCCCGAUGCGCUCCAUCAGAACCAGCGUGAGGCCGUGUACGGCUCCGGCUCAGAAGCAGACGCUCAGUCCCAGCAGCUCUCUGAAGAGAGAGACCCUCCGCCUGCUCAACCAGCGCAUGGAGAAGCUGGCAUCUGACGAGUCCAGAGACGGCUCGGACCCAGAAUCCCCUGAUUCCAGCCUGACGGGCUCCUACGCACAGUUACCCAGCCCUCAGCCCAGAAACAUCUUCAUCUCCAGCCCCGUCAGCGAGUCUGAGCUCAGCACCACUGGAUCUAAAAACAAUGAGCAACCUUCAGCUUUCACGGCAUCUUCACCGCCCUCUUCUGCUGCGGAACGGAACUGCAGCGGUUCAGAGUUCAGUGAUAGACAGCUGUCAAUCAUUACCUCCACACCCAGCAGCUGGACAGGAAUGACCGGGUUAGAUGAAACGCAAGAUGUGAGCCAUGAGAAACCCCGGCGCUCACCCCCGGCGCCCCUCAACCGAUCCUAUGAUGUGGAAAACCCCUCGCCAUCUCUGAACAGACCACAGGUGGAUUCAGUCGGGCCGAACCCAAGCAGAUUAGAGACAGAAAGACACUCACAGCAGCUCCUGGAUGAACAGAUGAACCUCAAACAGCUCACUGGAGUGGAGCAGCAGAUUCAGGCUCUGGAAAUGUUGCAUGAGCGUUUAGAGAGAGAACAUGCUCCGCAGAUCUCGCAGGAGAGACAAACACAACACCUCCAGCAGGAGGUGUGUGUGGAGCAGAUGAAGCCUCUCUGUCGUCUUACUGCCGUGGCUCGAGGUUUUCUGACACGCAGACUCCUACAGACGGACAAAAUCACACACCUGCGCAAAACCAUACAGGACUCCAGGGAUCUCAUCCGCUCCUUCCAGACGGAUUCCCAGCUGAAGAGAGUCUCUGUCUCCCAUCAGGAUCUGUCCUUAUAUCAGCGCGUCACAGCUCAGCUGCGAUCAGCGCUGCAUGACGUCCAUCAGAUCUUCACUGUGUGGCCUGUGAGAGACAGACUGAGUCUACUGCAGCAGGACCGAGAGAUACGCAGAGAGAGGACACUCAGAGAGAUGGACAAAGACAGUCCUGGAAACACACGGAUUCUGUCCUCGGUCACUCAGAAGACACUGGACAGGAAGGCUCAGAGGCAAGCAAAGAAGACAAAGGUGAUUCCCAAGAGCUCAGCGGCGAGGAUCCUGCAGCCUCGUCUCAGUCACAACAGCGUCUGCUCCUCUCAGAGUGCGGUGAAGAAGAGAGACGAGUGUUUGGAAGCGAGACACAGGAAGUAUCUGUCUCUGGGAUGAAAACACACACAUGAAUGAUUACCGAUCAACAGCAGUGACAUGCAUGUUUCAUGAUGCGAGUGCCUUUAUGACUCAUAUCACUGUUCAUUGCUCGUCAGAUUUUGCAGUCGUUCACUAUUAUAUUAAUAAAUCUAUACAGUAAACUUCAUUACUGAUUAUGCACUGAAUACUAUUUAACUUUUUAUUUUAUUUCUAACACAAACAUUGCACAUUUAGAAAUGCAUAACUCUUUGUGGUUUGCUUGCACUGUACAGUGCAUACUAUGCAGUAAGAAGUACACUAGUAUUCUAAACUGAAGAAACAUGAGCCGCGUGCUGAUUCACGUGUGCAUAAAUGUGUUUGUCAGACUCGUUCAGAAACAACUCGUCAGUCUUCAGUCCAAACCUCAGCACACACACGCACACGUGAACAGUCAGCACCACAAAUAAAUAUAAUGAUCCCAAUAAUAUAAUAAACACAUUAUUAGAGGUUUCAGAGUUUGACUCACAGCAACCAAAACUGUUAAAUCCUUGGCGGACAUAACAGCGGGCAGGCUUGGAACGACAUGAAGUUUCCAAAGCAA
Sinocyclocheilus rhinocerous is the source of this 2037-nucleotide messenger RNA. RefSeq lists its product as uncharacterized. Gene Ontology annotation, biological process: centrosome duplication; centriole replication; ciliary basal body organization. NCBI's taxonomy places the organism in Eukaryota, Metazoa, Chordata, Actinopteri, Cypriniformes, Cyprinidae. Gene Ontology annotation, cellular component: centriole. The coding region runs from base 6 to 1475 and encodes 489 amino acids. The record is from RefSeq and is a predicted model, not a curated record. The transcript is spliced from 10 exons.